AUGGCCAAUAAAAUUACCAUUAAAAAUGUAAAAGAGCUAUUGGGGCCGGAUUAUGUUGAUGAAUUAAUUGAUAAAUUUGAUAUUAAAACAUCCAAAUCAUUCACAACUCGAGAUGCGAAUUUUAUAUCUAAAUCAAUAGUUAUAAUCAUUAAACACUACUUUUACGAAAAAAAAACAUUCAUUUCUAACAAAUUUGUGUCUCUUAAUAUUGAAAAAACGACGGUUGAAACGGAUUCUGAUAAUUCCGAUAACUGCAUAACCAUUCCACAACACAACGGUUUAGAUACUAUUAAUAAUCAAAAUAAAUCAAAUGAAUUGCCUAAUUCUAUUGAUAUAAAUAAAUUAAAAGUUAUUCUAAAUCGCAUUUCUGGUGUUGGAAGCCCACGCAAACUAUAUUCCUAUUUUAUAUCACUAAUAAAUGGGGAAAUAAAUAACAGUAUUAAAUACAUAUUAUUAUUACCAUUAGCUAAAUGCUUAAGAAGAAUUGAACUAAGAAGGAGUCCAUUAAUUGCAAACAUUUUAGCAUCAUUGCAUACGCUGGUAAAUGAAGGAAUCACAUCUAUAAUUGAAAUAAACUAUUAUUUAUCAUUCAUUGACCAAAUUUGGGAUGAACCAAUAUCAGAUGAUAUUCACGGCGUGGCUAAUAGUUGUUUAAAGUCAUUUUCUGUGCAAUUGAAUGAAAAAUUGUUUUACAAAAUUUACCAAGAAAACGAUUUAACGUUUGUAAAUAGUGUUAAAAGGUUAUGUCACAGGUACAUUAAAAAUGAAGGUGAUGUAUUGGAGUGGUUUAUCAGCUUGAAAACAAUUCCUAACGCGUGUUUUAGAGGCCCAUUAGAGUCUAAUAGUAACCAAGAAUCUAUACUAUCGUUUACCAUGUUAGAUAACAGUUAUUUGUCAAGUUCUAUAAGUCAUACAAGUAAUACCAAUGAAGAAUCUACAAGCGAAGUGAUAUUGCCCCUAGUUUAUUCACACAAAUCUAGAGGUAUAAUGGCAAUGCAUUCUGCACUAGCAAUUAUUAAAUCUUGCACAAAUAUCAACGAUUUAUUGUAUAAAAAAUGUAUAUUGAAAUUAAUAUCAUGGGCAAACGAUGAAUUUAAAUUUUGUGAUUACAAAAUAACAAGUCUAAAAGGAACAUCUUGGCAACCAAUUGAAAUAAGUGACACUUUAAUACUAUGGAAUGAAAAGGAAUUGUUGUCCGCCAUUAACGACAUGAUAAACGGUAAAACUGCCCAAGAAUGA
Babesia microti strain RI is the source of this 1239-nucleotide messenger RNA. RefSeq lists its product as hypothetical. Bases 1 to 1239 code for a protein of 412 amino acids. The transcript has a single exon. The record is from RefSeq and is a predicted model, not a curated record. NCBI's taxonomy places the organism in Eukaryota, Apicomplexa, Aconoidasida, Piroplasmida, Babesiidae.